This is a messenger RNA of Trichoplusia ni (cabbage looper), 1181 nucleotides long. RefSeq names its product serine hydrolase-like protein 2. Bases 237 to 1163 code for a protein of 308 amino acids. The record is from RefSeq and is a predicted model, not a curated record. The transcript is spliced from 6 exons. NCBI's taxonomy places the organism in Eukaryota, Metazoa, Arthropoda, Insecta, Lepidoptera, Noctuidae.
AGUUAGAAGCGCCGCGGCGCGGGCGCCCGUAAGAGAAGACAAUAAACUUGUCAAACAAUUCAUUUUUUAAUUUUUAGGCGCGAAUCAUUUCGAAUAACUAUUUUUAGGUUAGGUUCCAUGUUUAUUGGUUUAUAAAGAUAGGCUCUGAUAAACCUAGUAAUUACUUGAUAACAAUUCAUGUUAAGAUUAUGAACUAAAUUUAUACGUACCUCUGCCAAAGCUGUGUUUUUACCAAUAUGAAGAGUAAAAAAGAAUGGAAUGUCAAGUCUCCGUGGGGAAAUAUCGCUUUGGUAUCAUGGGGUGAUGCAAAGAAUCCACCUGUACUAUUAGUACACGGGUUCAUGGAUAGUGCGGCUACUUUUGCUCUUCUAGUGGAGCAACUACCUGAUACAUAUUACUAUGUAGCUUUUGACAUUCCUGGUCACGGUAAAUCGGAUCCCUUUCCACCCGGUUUAAUAGUGUCUCAGAUAACUGUUGUAGAAGUGAUCCGUCUGAUUGUAGAAUACAUGAAAUGGGACAAAUUUAUAUCCAUCGAACACUCAAUGGGAUUUACCAUAAGUGUAUUCUACAACCACUUGUUUCCUGGAAAGAUAACUAGAAUGGUACACUUAGACCCAGGCCCGCCUAUAUCUAUGUUUUACUACUCUCACCAUAAAGUUAGCUAUUGGUACCAGUUUUUCUAUGACUCCUAUUACAGUGGAUUUAAAAGAUGGAAUGCAGGAAGUUCAAAGCGUUUAACUCUAGACGUGGCCGUGAACUUACUAGUAAGGAGUAGAAGUUUAUCUGAGGAUCAAGCUGAAGUGGUACUGUCCAGGUCAUUGGUGCCUGUCGGUGAUGGGAAGUUUAAAUUAUCUUGGGACACACGGAUGAAGAAACUAGCUACAAUACCAGUCUCAGAAGAAAUACUAUACACAAUUAUAACGCAACAUGCACCUCCUUCGCUUAUUAUCGAAGCUGCAGAGAAUAAUUCGUCACCUCAGGGUAAAAAGUUUUCGAAAAACGUUUUGGAGAAAUGUAAUUUGAUGGUCCCAGACUUUUAUACGGUGACUGUGGCAGGAGGGCAUGAUGUUCAUAUUACAAAUCCUGAAAUUUUAACACCUUAUAUUGAGAAGUUUUUAAAAUCCGACAUAAAAGUUGUACAAGCAUGGAAAUCGAAAUUGUGAAAUAAACAUUGUCAUGAA